AUGACUUCAACACCACCUCUUCAAAUCGCAUCGACUCCUCAAACUCCCCAAACUCCUUUACAUGGCGCCGCUUACGAUCGUUCUCAUACCCAUCCCAAUCGAAGGGCUACAAGAACAAGCUCUCGAAUUGCGUCCGCCAAUCUUCACACCACCCCCGACAGGCGCGACAACAUACCUGAAAUUGAAGCCCCAGUGGCCACUCCGCGAUCGUCAAGGAAGUCAAGACCCAGAGUCGCACCUGGAAUUCAAUCGCCAGAAGCGACACCAAAGCACAAGGCACCUCGUCGCGUCCAAGUCAUCUCACCUCCAUCCCCCGAUACCCUUCCUUCGACCAUCGACAAACUACCUCAUUCCAAGUCGCAUCUUCAACCGCUGGCAUCUUCCUCCACCACGAUUUCCGACGGCAUGCUUCCCACUCCUGUCAAAACUCCGAGGAAGAAAAUGGUUCCUCAAACAAGUAACCCCGCUCGUGCACUUUUCCAAGACAAUACCCUGAACGUGAACGACUUGGUGGACUUUGAACCGAGCCCAAAAAGGAAUCGAAAGACUAAACGCCACAAUGGCUUCUCACUUGAAAGCUUCUCUGUUGAGAACGAUGACAGCCGCGGGCAAGUUCAGAUUUACACCGAUUCUCGCGAUAGAAUUCCUCAUGUCGACAAUAGCGAGUCAAACCCUUUCACUGAGCAAAACAUGAACGGAGAAACUUCGUCCACUCGCAAAAUCGCUGGAACGUCUAAACGUCGCAAGGUUAGUGGGGAGCGAAAGAAGCUUGAUCCCCAAGUCGAAGAGGCUAUUGAGAAGGACGAUGGCAUGGUUUAUGUAUUCCGCGGCAAGAAAGUCUACCGACGAUUUGAUGAUGAGGAGGAUGAAGAAGAAGACAUUGAUACUGGUGACCUCGGUCUCUUGGAACACACGCCCAAAGGCUCCGAUGUCAAGCGGCUCCGAACACUUACCCGUCGGUCAAUCAAGCCCAAACGUCUUUUCCAGACUGAAGCGCAGCAAAAAGCACGGGAAGCAGAACGCGAGGAGGAAGCUCUGACUGACAUUGAGGAACCGACUGAUCAGAAGGAAGAUGCAUCGGCGGCAAUCGGCAACAGUACAUCAAGCGACAUUUCCCCAAUGGCAAAGACGAAGAGAUCUCUUCGCUCAAGUGGUCCGGCCCUUUUGAUUUCCGAAGAAGUCAAGUCACUAGAUACCGGUCGUCGUUCACAAAAAGCCAGUCCUUUCGAUUCCUGGCCCAGACUCAAAAGCGGUGGGCGCUCGAUGGCUGGCACUCCCAAGGGAAAGAAGCGCGGCGCGGCGGAUGUGUUUGAAGACAGCGUUGGGGUCAUAGGUGUCGAAACCAAAAAGUCAAGGACCUGA
Molecule: messenger RNA, 1362 nt
Organism: Fonsecaea nubica
Lineage: Eukaryota; Fungi; Ascomycota; Eurotiomycetes; Chaetothyriales; Herpotrichiellaceae
Exons: 2
Coding region: 1-1362 (453 amino acids)
Source: RefSeq, a predicted model, not a curated record